Cryptomeria japonica (Japanese cedar) is the source of this 3475-nucleotide messenger RNA. Its product is annotated as probable serine/threonine-protein kinase PBL21. Gene Ontology annotation, biological process: protein phosphorylation. The coding region runs from base 434 to 2803 and encodes 789 amino acids. The transcript is spliced from 8 exons. The record is from RefSeq and is a predicted model, not a curated record. Lineage: Eukaryota; Viridiplantae; Streptophyta; Pinopsida; Cupressales; Cupressaceae. Gene Ontology annotation, molecular function: protein kinase activity; ATP binding.
UCCGACCUCCGCUGUAUUUUGAUGCCAAAAAUGCCCUUAAAAGCCAAGUCAAUAAUAAAGUAAAGACCAUUACAAUACAAACAAUAAUUAUGACGCUGUUAUUCCUCGAGCUUUUCAGCUUCUCCAACCUCUCCGACGGAGACGGGCAUCCGUUUUCAUCACACGUUAAGUUUUGGUAAAUCCCUCACCUGGUCAGGUUGUGAGAAAAAAGUGAAAAAGAACAUCCGCUCCCGCCACUGUGUUAACCAAUUUUGUUGACUAUGGGAGUCGAUCGCGUGACCUCCAGCUGCCCACCUUAACAGCCAAAAAGUAUGAAGCCCCUUAACAGCCAAAAAGUAUGAAGCCCCAGCAGGCCAACGGAAAAUUUCUUGUUUCUAUGUAAAAUUAAGAGUUUUUUCUGCGAUCUGUAGCACAGAGUAGAAAGAAUAAACGCAUGGCUCCUCAAUCUGGCUACGGUAUAGCAGUGGUGUCUAGAAGGAAAGCUCGAUCUGGUCUUUCAUCCAUGAGCUCCUUUCAUUGGGAAGCAUCUUCAGAACUUAUGUUUUUCCAACUUUGGUUUGGAUAUAUGUUGAUAUUGUCAUGGGCUGUCAUCUCCAAUGCUAGUGGAAGGUCACUGUCUUCACUAUCAACAACAGGAUAUGAACAUGAAAAUGUUCCAACUCCAAUCCAUUCACCAAGCAUACACCCAGCAGUCACUCCUGUUAAUUCUCCUCUUCCACUGCAUAAGUUUCAUCAUUCUACCGCACAAUCCCCGUCUUCGUCACACGUGCCUCAUGGAAAAAAUCUCAUGGCACACCAUGUCAAUUUGCGCUUUUCAGGACCACUACUGUCUCUUAAAUCUUGGCCUGUGAAGGUUGAUUCGCAUGCUUCAGGGAGUUUAACCACAUUAUCUGGAUACGGGAGAAGAUUAUCGGCACCUGUUUCUGAUAUCCUAAAACCUCCUGCAGGGGGAGUUGCCCCUCCUCCAUCUAUUUUUACAUCCAUUGCAUCAAAUUCCACUCCACCAUCCUUAUCUCCACAUGUUGGUGAUUGCUGUAAAUCCAUUAUGAUAAGCAGGCCAGGAAGUCACAAUUGCUCUUGUGUAUAUCCAAUCAAAUUACAGCUUCUAAUUUUAAAUCUUUCCACCAGUAAUACAAAUUGGAGUGCUGAAUUCCAGCAGGAACUUGCUUCCCAGCUUGGUUUGUCAGUUGUUCAGUUUGUCAUUUCAUAUUUUCACAUUGACAACACAAAUGAGUUGAAUAUGUCCAUGGAUAUUGCUCCGUUAUAUGGUCUAAGCUUUUCUUACAGUGAGGCACAUCAAAUCAAUUAUACAUUAGUCAGACAUAAAUUGCACCUCAAUAGUUCCUUGUAUGGUGAUUACAGGCUUCUGAAUUUUACUUGGUUCGAGAAACCUGUUAUACCUCCUGUUCCAGCUCCAGUCUUCUCUCCUAGGGUGCCAUCAGCUACACCCCCUUCUGCGGUGCAGACCAUAGCCCAUAAAAGUCGGAGAAAGAGUCCAAGUUUGGUUUUUGUAGUUGGCUUAGCAGCUGGCAUCAUUGUGGUAGUUUUUGUUUCUAUACUUAUUUGCUGCAAAUGUAUGUCGAGUCGAGACAAGGAUUCUCAUCAACACCUCAAAGAAAAAGCAGUAUCAAGGCCAGCUAAUCCUAUUCAAAAUGAAGGAUCUGUAAUGCGUCCCAGCAGCACAAGAUGUUUUGCAUAUGAGGAGCUCAAAGAAGCAACCAAUAACUUUGAAACUGCCAGUGUACUUGGGGAAGGUGGCUUUGGACGAGUUUUCAAAGGUGUGCUUAAAGAUGGAACCUUAGUGGCUAUCAAGAAGCUUUCAAGUGGUGGACAACAAGGAGAUCGAGAAUUUUUAGUUGAGGUUGAGAUGCUAAGCCGACUUCAUCACCGUAACCUUGUCAAACUUAUUGGGUAUUAUAGUAAUCAUGAUUCAUCCCAGCAUCUACUUUGCUACGAACUUGUUCCAAAUGGAAGCUUAGAAGCUUGGCUUCAUGGACCUUUUGGUGAAAAUCGUCCGUUGGAUUGGGAUAUAAGGAUGAAAAUUGCUUUGGAUGCUGCCCGGGGUCUUGCUUAUCUCCAUGAGGACUCUCAACCUUGUGUCAUUCAUAGAGAUUUCAAGGCAUCCAAUAUUUUACUGGAGAAUAAUUUUCAUGCAAAAGUAGCUGAUUUUGGCCUUGCCAAGCAGGCACCUGAGGGUCGGGCCAACUAUUUAUCUACUCGUGUAAUGGGCACUUUUGGGUAUGUAGCACCUGAAUAUGCUAUGACUGGACAUCUCCUGGUGAAGAGCGAUGUAUAUAGCUAUGGAGUUGUUUUAUUGGAACUAUUAUCAGGAAGGAAACCUGUUGAUAUGUCUCAACCAUCCGGCCAGGAAAACCUGGUAACUUGGGCACGUCCGAUUCUGAGGGACAAAGAUCGGUUAGAAGAGCUUGUAGAUCGUAGGCUUGGUGGAAAAUAUCCAAAGGAGGACUUUGUGCGUGUCUGUGCAAUUGCAGCUGCUUGUGUAGCUCCUGAAGCAAACCAGAGGCCAACUAUGGGGGAGGUGGUUCAAUCUCUAAAGAUGGUUCAGCAUACAGGUGAAAGCCAUCAGACUGGAGAAAGAGAUGGGUUUGCUGACACUUUGAAAAACUCCAAUAACCCUCAUACAUCAAGUGGAAGAAAUGCCAGACUUGUCUCAACAACUUUUGAGUCAGAUGUAUCUUCAUCGAUAUUUUCUUCUGGUCCUUUUUCUGGGUUAAGUGGAAUUGACAAUGACAAUAUUUCACGCACUGCUGUUUUUUCAGAAGAUCUCCAGGAAGGACGAUAGUUCAUGAUUUCAGUUUCAAAGGUUUUGUGUGAUUUACAACAAGAAUUGGGGCAGAAAAUGGUUUACUUUUCAAAUUGGGAUUCCCAAAAUCUUAUUAAGAUCAAAAGCUGUAGGCAUUAUUGGUAUUGGUGCCUGCUUCAGAAUGAUUGUGAGCCAGCUGAAUUCUGCUCAAGUCUGGAUUGGACAGUUGCAUUUAAUACAGUGUGAAUGAAGGUCCAUUAUUCCUUAUUGGAAACCCACAGCAUGGUCACCUUGGAUGAUGCAGGUUAAAGUGUUUAUGAAGGUGAUCUUUCUUAAAACUAAGUUGGUUCAAUACGUUUAAGUCAGCAGGAUGAAGGUUGUGAAAGGGCAUGCACUUAUUUGUGGUUAGUUACAGUUUGCAGUUUCAUCUGCAGUAUUAAAACAUGCUUCAGAAAUUGUACGAUGAGGUCAUUGGUUUAUAUUUGACAUUCAUCCGAAUUAUGUUUUGGGGUAGCCUAUCCCGUAUUUAUGGAGUACGUGUAAGUACAAACUGGCAUUCUAGUUUUGCCUGCAAUUUUGGCGGAAAGAGACAAUGGCAUCUGGUUGUAAAUUAAAUUAUUUGUAAUGCCAAUUUGCUAUGUUACAAGUAGUUAAGAUCAGUUUCAACGAAAUGUCAAACACGAUAGCUUUCUAUAUAUCGACUUUUAUUUA